This is a messenger RNA of Ixodes scapularis (black-legged tick), 1949 nucleotides long. Its product is annotated as ribosomal L1 domain-containing protein CG13096. Bases 258 to 611 code for a protein of 117 amino acids. The record is from RefSeq and is a predicted model, not a curated record. Lineage: Eukaryota; Metazoa; Arthropoda; Arachnida; Ixodida; Ixodidae. The transcript has 4 exons.
AAAGCAGUUAAACCCUCGUUCGCAGUACCGUUUUCUUAACUUAUUGGACAUUUAAACUCCGCUCGAAACCAACGUAUACUAUUUUAUUACAACCUCGUUUCCAAUUCGAGAACGGAGCGCGCAAAGCUAGGCUUGAUUGGCCCCACUUUAAAGUUGGGCAACUUCUGCUUUCUGCUUGCGCGAUUCCACGCGCCAUUUUUACGAAUUUGAACAAAGGCGAGUGGCUGGUCGGCUCUCCGGAUUUUCGCGCAGAAAUCAUGAGUUCCACUGAGAACAAGGGCGAUGUGGCCACGCAGCCGGCCGACGAAGUCAUCUCGGCCAAGGAGAAGUCGGCCGGGGACGCCAAGACGGAGAAAUCGCCCCAGAAACGGUCCGCGUCUGAGUUAAAUGAUGACGACGACUCAAAGAAGAAGGCCCAAAAGACGGACCACAAGGGCGACAAGAAGGAGAACGGCGAGAGCGACGACAAGUACGAGGAAGGCGCCGGCGACGAGGAGGCGGGCGACGAUGACGACGACGACGCCGUCCCCGACGGAGAUGACUACGACGAGGAGGCGGACGACCCCGAAGGAGACGACGAUCCGGACGACGACGACGAGGACGACGCGUAAAAGGAGCAGCUCUCUCGUCGAGAACGUCGUCGUCGUCGUCGCCGCUGGUUUUCGUGGGGGUUGGGAGGGCCAGAGGAGGACACUGCGCGGGGCCGGAAGUGUCCGGGUCUUUUCGGACACUCUCUCACUUCCUUCCUGUCCCGGAAACAAGAAGGGGGGAGGGGAGAGAGACACAGCCGGGAGAAUCCGGACUCCACCCCCGCAAAAAGAGGAAUCCUCUCUCGUCGUUCCCUGGACUCUUCUUCUCUGUCGCUCUGAUGUGUUCUCUUUUCGAGUUUUAUUUUUUUCGAUCAUCCGUACGUCAUGGUUUCUGAAAGAAAGUCAUCACAUAUGUCGGGAGGUCCGAACGACUGGUUUACUUUUCGUCUAGUUAAGUUGGGAAUGAGUGUUAGCAUAGCCUUGUAUCCCUCCUUGUUUGCGGUUCAAUUUCUUGGUAGAUUGUUUUGAUUGUGGCGCGUCGUCGUUUGGGAGGGCAGAAUAUGAAUGGAAAACAACCUGACUUUUUUUUUAUGCUCUUGUCUUUUUUAAUAUCUUCCCUUUCGCUGUUUUUUUUUUUUUUUUUUUUUUUUUUUUUUUUUAUAAAAGCGUGUUAUUUGGCGUUAAAAGGAGCACCGCGACAUUAGAAGUUUCGACGUCUGUCCCGUCUUUGCGGGCAUUCUGGGUUUCGAGACAGCGACCAUCUCUAUAAACUAGGACCUGUUGCAUUUCGUGGGGGAAACUCGUAAUGCCAAGUUGCGGGAAUUUGUUUUUAAAACAACCGGUUAAAGAGCCACUCGUGCAACAAAAAAAAAAAAAAAACUUUUUUUUUUUAAAUAUACGUCGAGGGGACGUAGUUGGGGAAAAGGGGGGGGGGGGGGGGGCGAGAAUCAGCCAAUAAAAUUGUCACCCGAUUCUGCAUCGUCAUCAACACAAAGAUCAUGAGUGUACUUUCGUUCAUGUCUCGUCCCUUUCGGUGUGUAAUUUUUGCGAUGGGGUGGGGCUUUUUCAAUGCAUUCUUUUAUUAAUGGCAAAGUGAGCAUUUAGCUUCGCUCUCGCUCAGGGUGAGUAUUUUUCGUGCAUUUGAGAAAAAAAAGGAAAGGAUAUACCAGUUUUCGUUGCGCUGCUGCCAGUUUUGGCUCGUGGGACAACUGUUUUUGUGCGUGGCUACCCGAUUGGAUGUUACGAAGCUUGUGGCGAGAGUGAAGUUCUGCUCAGUCUCCUGUUUUUUUGAACCCCCAAUUUUUUUUUCCUGGAUCUUGACAACAUGCACAUUGCACAUUUUUUGUUUCCUCCUGUGAACGGAAAGUACUUUCACACUGUAGAUAUAUAUAAGGAGAAAAAAAAUACCUCCAAAAGAUG